Messenger RNA from Hyla sarda, 8863 nucleotides. It is a transcript of the gene COL25A1, whose product is annotated as collagen type XXV alpha 1 chain. NCBI's taxonomy places the organism in Eukaryota, Metazoa, Chordata, Amphibia, Anura, Hylidae. The record is from RefSeq and is a predicted model, not a curated record. The transcript has 39 exons. Bases 170 to 2302 code for a protein of 710 amino acids.
AUGUCUAUGUCCUCGGAGCCGCUGAGCUGCUGUGAGAUAGAUAGAUAGAGGAGCUGAGGGAGGUGUGCGCGUCCUCUCUGCCUCUCUGCCUUGCAUAGGACUCAAGUUUGCACUUCACACCGGCAUCUCUCUGCUCCACACACCGCGGCGGGCACCGAGGACGGCAGAGAUGUUGGUGAAGGGAGCCACCGGGAAUAAAAGUGCCAACUGCCAGGAAUGGAGUGGAGAGCAGCCCAGGGAUGGAGCUGGCAGCUGGAGCAGGACUUUGCCCAGUGCGCUGGCUUUGGUGCUCUCUCUCUUGUCCUUGGCAUCCUGUGUGUACCUGAAUGUAAAGAGCGCUGACCUGGAGGGCAGGAUGUGGGCUCUGGAGCAUGGCAAGUCAGGGGACAUCUUCACUGUGCCUGGAUUAUCCGUGGAUCAGCUCAACUCCAUAGUGCAGGAGAAGGUGGACCGGCUACUGUCCCAGAGGUCAUAUGAACACAUGGCGAAACUCCGAAUCUCCAGAGAAGCUCCGGCAGAGUGUAACUGCCCAGCAGGUCCACCUGGGCAAAGAGGCAAGAGGGGCAGAAGAGGAGAACCAGGACCUCCUGGUCAAGCUGGGCCACAGGGUCCUCCUGGUCCAAAGGGUGACAAGGGAGAUCAAGGUGAUCAGGGCCCUCGGGGUUUGCCAGGCUACCCCACAAUGGCUGCUCUCCAUAGUAAUCAGAUCCUCACUGUCAAGGGUGAUCAAGGACAGGCAGGGCCACCAGGCCCACCAGGGCCUCCUGGACCACCAGGUCCCAGGGGUCCCCCAGGUGACACUGGUAAAGAUGGACCUAGAGGAUUAUCUGGAGUUCCAGGGGAACCAGGAAGACCAGGUGAACAAGGUUUAAUUGGUCCAAUGGGGCCUCCUGGACAAAAGGGUUCCAUUGGAGAGCCUGGAGCUGCAGGACUUGAUGGAGAGAAGGGGGAUCAAGGUACACCUGGUCUAGAUGGCAUUCAGGGGAUGAAGGGUGAUCAAGGAGAAAAUGGGGAGAAGGGUGACAUGGGGGAAAGUGGCCCUAAAGGUGACCCAGGAGAAAAGGGUGACCCAGGAUCCUCUGCUGCUGGCAUAAAGGGUGAACCUGGAGAAUCAGGCCGUCCAGGGAUAAAGGGUGAACCAGGACUGCCUGGGCUACCUGGACUUCCGGGAAUAAAGGGAGAACCAGGAUUUCUUGGCCCUCCUGGAGAACCUGGACUACCGGGUUUACCAGGAACAAAGGGAGAGCGAGGUGAACUUGGACCUCCAGGAAGAGGGGAAAGAGGUCUCCAAGGAGUACCAGGUCCAAAGGGAGAAACUGGUGAACCUGGAAAUAGAGGCCCAAAAGGGUCAAAGGGAGAAUCUGGAAGCAGGGGUGAUCAAGGUCUUUCUGGUCCCAGAGGACCCCCAGGGCAAAAAGGCGAUCAAGGAGCUACGGAAAUCAUAGAUUACAAUGGAAAUAUUCAGGAAGCAUUGCAGGGACCUCCUGGACCCCCUGGGCCACCUGGCUUGCCUGGAUCAAAGGGAGAGGGGGGCCCUGUUGGACCUCCAGGAGUUGAUGGGGAGCAGGGGCCUAAAGGUUCAAAGGGAGACCGUGGAGAAACUGGCAUUCCAGGAGAGAAAGGAGGAAUUGGUCUACCUGGGCUGCCUGGAGCGAAUGGAUUAAAAGGCGAAAAGGGAGACCAUGGUGCACCUGGACCUCAUGGAGCUUCUAUCAUAGGUCCUCCUGGUCCACCAGGUCCUCAUGGGCCCCCAGGCCCUAUGGGACCACAUGGACUUUCAGGUCCAAAGGGUGAACCAGGGUUAAAUGGUCUAAAAGGAUUGAGGGGUGAGCCAGGUCAAAAGGGUGACAGAGGACCACUGGGUCUUCCAGGAGCAUCUGGCUUAGACGGAAAGCCAGGACCCAGGGGUACAGAUGGGCCAAUUGGUCCACCCGGUCCGGCAGGUCCUAAAGGUGACAGGGGAGAAAAAGGUGUUGUCGGUGAUCCAGGGCCUAGAGGACAAUAUGGUUUACCUGGCAAAGAUGGGGAGCCUGGUCUAGAUGGUUUUCCUGGUCCCCGCGGAGAGAAAGGAGACCCUGGAGAAAGGGGAGAAAAGGGGGAAAAGGGAAGGAAAGGCAAAAAAGGGCCUAAAGGGGAGAAAGGAGAACAGGGUGCCCCUGGAUUAGAUGCACCUUGCCCGUUGGGUUUCCGUGGAUUAAAGGGGGAAAAAGGGGAACCAGGUCAGCCUGGCCUGGAUGGGCUGGAUGCCCCUUGCCAAUUGGGACCAGAUGGACUUCCAAUGCCUGGUUGCUGGCAGAAGUGACAGAUCUAACCAUGCAAGCAUGAAGUUGUAUAUAAUCAAAACUUUGUAUUUAUAGAGAAAAACAAGAUGAUUUCAUAUGUUUACAAACACCUUCUUCUACUUGUCCAUUAGUUUAUCUUUUACCCACCUGCACAAGCUAUUUGGCAGUAGUCUUCGCUGCUGUUGAAAUCUCCAGGACUAAAGAGAUACCCUGUUUUUAUUGCUUUACUUGUACACACUUGUAGACAUGAUUCCAUUGAUCAUCUGGGACCAGUUCACCGGAUACACAAUGUCCAUCACAUUCUUCUGCCCAUGCCAAAUAGCAACGGUGGCUUGUGUCGUUUAACAUAUUUGUACAGACUAAUGGCUUGCAUGAAUUGUUUCUAAGAGUUUGCUGUGUGGUUGAACCUCACAUGCUAGAUGAAUGCUCAUUAUGGCUACUUUACUAGAACUCUUAAUAUCUGACUUUCAUCCAUUCUAAGGGAGUGACGCCAUGGCUUGUAGCAAGGAAGAGAUAAAGCUAACAUAAUGGAAACUUUGCUCAAAUUCGGAGAUCCAUCUAUAGAUGUUCAAUCUCCCACCGGGCAAGUCAUUCUUCUACUGAGGCAUAAAGGUCCUGAUUGUCUUCAGCAUCUUUUCAUUCCAUGCUACCCAAGGCCCCCCCCAGGAAGUAGAAGAUGGGCAUAUGAUGGCUACUGAAUAUGCCCCCUGUGAUUCAACAAAGUUUGGAGUUGAGUCGUGUAAAAGGCUUAGGCCUGUGGGAAUGGAGAAGCUCCGUUGAAGGAAUCGUCUUGUAGUCUUGUACUUAUACAGAACAGUCCUUCAUCUUGCUGGUUCUAAGAAGCGAAGCAGUUACGGAGAUCCUCCAUACAUAAUUGUAUGACAAGAGUUUGAUACCCACAGGUUUAAAGCGUAUAAACCUGUAUGACAGGAUCAUAUUCUAAAUUAUGUUCAUGUUUUUUAUUGUUAUUUUAUUAGAAUGUUUUUAUUACAUUCAAGAAAUGUGCUACAUAACUUUAUUACAAAAUGUUAGGAUUGCCAAAUGUUCUUGCUUUGUGCCACUGCCUAACAUGCUGAUAAUCUGUAAACAUGCCUUAUUUUUGCUAUUGUUAUACUCUUGUUCUGGAAGCCUUGCCGAAGCUUCAAUCUUUCGUAAGCGACUAGAUGUUGUGCAUAGAGCAGGUGCGCCAUUAUUGUGUCACUUCCGUUUAUCUACAUAUUCCAAGCAUAGGAAGUGGUCGAAAGGUUAGCUGCUUAUACAGUUAUAGAUGUAAUAUAUUAUUCAUCUCUGUCUAACUACUUGGUACAGAAAAAUGUUAUAUAUUUUUUGUUUUAUUCUACAUAAAAAAAAAAAAGUAAAAGAAAAAAAAACAUUGUGUUCACUGAAGGGAAAAACCUUUAUUUCUGGGCCCUGAAAUUUUAUAUGACCAUUCACAUAUAGAUGUAUAGGUCUGUAUUCAGAAUGUUACAUUAUUCUAUUCUAAAGCUGAGUUUAAAACACAAAAUGACUUUUUGGUAAAGUGACAAAAAUAACUUUUUGGUUUAUAUCUUGUGGCACCAGAGCAAGGCGGUACCAAGUCAUAUCCUUUGAUUUUUUGCAAUACUAUCAUUAUUAUUGUCUUUACGUUCAGAGAGAUAAUGAGCAAGGUAUAAUAUAAGUGUAUUCUGUGCUGCUAUAACUCUGUUCUGUAUAUAAGGGUUUAGUCCUAUCUUCUAGUUUAGACAAUCAGGGUUGUCAACCUGAAUAUUUCUUUUUUUCGUGAUGUUUUUUUUACUGACAAAUUGGAAAAUCAAAUACAAUUAUAAAGAUUAUUUCCCUAAAUAUUGAUAUAAAAGCAUUUGCUCUGAACUGUAAAAUGGUAAUAAUUAUAGUACCAAUUAUAGUCAUAGUUUCUCAUGGACACUGGAAAAGCGUCCCCUAUUUUUACAAAUAGGUUGACAAGGGUUGUCAAAUAGGUUGACAACCCUGAAGAUUAUCCAAAUAGGUUUUGCCUUCCUGUGUGGCAACAAUGAUAUCACAAAAGUUUAUUCUUCAUAGAUCAAGUAAAAUAAAUAAUAAUUUUCUAUAAUUUCCUAACAUUUUGCGAAAUUCUUAGUUUGAAACUUUUUCAUGUAAAGAAAUCAGUUUAGUCAGAAAAUGCCAAAUUAUAUUAUGAUCCUUAUUUGGCUCACUACUAUAUCAGUUCAAUGAUUUACGCAGUCACAUUUCUUAAUAUUCUGAUCUUACAAUUCUUAGCAGCUUUUUACCAUAAUUGAAAAUUAUUGGAACGUUCUGAUAUGUUACUCCUAUAUCGUGUGUAUGCAUCUACCAGAGGCAAACAAUCCGAUAGAGAGAAGGACUUUUCCAUUAAUAUUGGCUUUGCAUUGUAAUGUAGUCAAUUGUACUGUCAUUCUGUUUUUGCCCAGGGUUGUCCUGUUCUAUAGGUGCCCAAAAGCCAUUCUGCCAUAUAGGAAGUCACCAAAUAACAUAUGGUAGAUGAAGGGCACUGUUAAAGAUUUUGUAUUAGGGGUCAGGAGCUGUAUUCUAGAAAAAAAAUAUAUGUUCUGGAUGGCAGUAUAAUAUAAUAAAACAUACUUAUUUAUUAUUGAUCCCCAGCUGGUUGACAUUGCCUGUCACAUGGUAAAUGCAGUAAAAAUUCUCACUUAGUCAUUCACAGGCUGAGGCAGGUCACUACUGUGGCCAGUGAUUGGCAGAGCAGGCAUCUCCUAUGUGUCAGGAUGGAGACCAGGAACCAUUCUAUCAGAACGGUUUUCAUUUCUCAGGUUUAGUGUGGAACUUGUUGGAUCAUGAGUCUAGUUUUCAAAGUCCAGAUUAUGGCUUAGAGAGAAAAUUGCGUGGAUCUUUUGCAUAUCUUUAUGAAAAUACUGGGAGAUAAGCUGGAAAAAACAUUUGAUGGUAACAUUAAUUAUUAUAGAAGACAUUGCUGAUUAUUAAACAUGCUUUCAUGUGUGAAAUUUUGCUAUAAAUUUACACCCAUUUGUCUAACCAUUUGGCUUCGUCAAUGUGUCUCACUACACAUAACAUUCUACCGUUCCUAAAAAUGGUUUAUUUAGUAAUAUGUUCAUAAAAUAUUAGUUCACGACAGGGCUCAAGUCCUGCAGGAACGCAUGGGAACUGAGUUCCUGCACUUUUUUCACAACAGGAACACCAUUGCCAUUAGCAGUAAUUCUGCAGGAAUGGCCCUUGAGUAGAAAUCGAGUUCCUGCACUUUUUUUUCCCAGAACUUGACCCCUGGUUCACGAUCAAUAAAGGGGAUGCUGUGACCACAUAGGAGCAUAACAGUAUUAUAAAUGGUAUAGCUUCUGUUCAUGUCAUUAGUCUGCUUCUUUCCUAACUUUAGGAUAUUGUUUCAAUAAGCACUCAGAGUAGAUAAGUACUACUAAGCAGGGCUCAAGUUCUGUAGGAAUGCAUGGGAAGGAAGUUCCUGCACUUUUUUUCACAGAAGGAAUACUGUUCCCAUUAGCAGGAGUCCUGCAGGUUCAGCCCUUGAGGGGAAAUCUUGGGUAAGUCCCCACCCUUUUUUCCCAGGACUUAACCCCUGCUAAGAGUAACAUACAGUUCAAAUUCCCUCUACAUUAAAUUGGUUUUCUAGAAAACACUAUCCACAGCAAAAGGUAUGAAUACGGUAGUUGAUUGGUGCGGUUUUAAUCCCUUAAGGACCAAGGACGUAUGGGUACGUCCUUGGUCCCGCUCCCAUGAUAUAACGCGGGGUUACACGGUAACCCCGCAUCAUAUCGCGGCGGGCCCGGCGUCAUAGUGAAGCCGGGACCCGCCACUAUUAGCGCACGGCACUUAAAAACGAAAGUAAAAGUGCCCGGCUAGCUCACGGAGCUGUUUGGGAUCACCACGGUAUAAUCGCGACAUCCCGAACAGCUGAAGCACAGGAGGAGGUCUUCUUACCUUCUCCUGCGCUGUCCGAUCGCCGAAUGAAUGCUUCAAGCCUGAGAUCUAGGCUUGAGCAUUCAAUCGCCAAAAACACUGAUUGAUCCAUUCCUAUGGAGAUGCAUUGAUCAGUGUUAAAGAUCAGUAAAUGCAAUGUUAUAGCCCCUUAUGGGAGCUAUAAUAUUGCAUAAGAAAAGUGUAAAAAAAUCAUUAACCCUUUCAAUUAUCCCUUCCGCUAAUAAAAGUUUGAAUCACCUGGCAUUUCCAAGAAUAAAAAAAACACAGUGUAAAUAAAAAUAAACAUAUGUGGUAUCGCCGCGUGCAGAAAUGUCCGAAUUAUAAAAAUAUACUGCUUUUUAAACCCACGUUCAAUGGCGCACGCGCAAAAAAAUUCCAGAGUCCAAAAUAGCGUAUUUUUGGUCACUUUUUAUAUCAUGAAAAGAUGAAUAAAAAGCGAUUAAAAAGUCCGAUCAAUGCAAAAAUGGUACCGUUAAAAACUUCAGAUCACGGCGCAAAAAAUGAGCCCUCAUACUGCCCCAUACAUGGAAAAAUAAAAAAGUUAAAGGGGUCAGAAGAUGACAAUUUAAAUUUUUUCCAGAAGUACGACAAAAUCAAACCUAUAUAAGUAGGAUAUCAUUUUAAUCGUAUGAACCUACAGAAUAAAGAUAAGGUGUCAUUACUGAAAAAUGUACUACGUAGAAACGGAAGCCCCCAAAAGUUACAAAACUGCGGUUUUUUUUUUCAAUUUUGUCUCACAAUUAUUUUUUUUUCCAUUUCACCGUAUAUUUUUGGGCAAAAUGACUGACGUCAUUACAAAGUAGAAUUGGUGGCGCAAAAAAUAAGCCAUCAUAUGGAUUUUUAGGUGCAAAAUUGAAAGAGUUAUGAUUUUUUUAAAGGCAAUGAGCAAAAAACGAAAAUGCAAAAAUGGGAAAAACCCCGGUCCUUAAGGGGUUAACACCAAAAACCAACUCCACCGCUGAUUAGUUAGUCAGUGUCGACAGUAUACAAAGAACGGAGCCAAAAGUUGGCUUCAUUCCCUAUUUGGCAGUGCCACCAGGGUGCUGCAGCCUCAGCUCCUAUUGAAGUGAAUAGAAACUGAGGCUGCAGUACCCCAGCACCGUCACUAUACAGAGAACAGAGCCAACUGCUCCCAGCUCCAUUCUCAGUGCACUGACCAGAUCAACUAUUGAUAGCCUAUUCUUGAAAACUCCUUUGAAUAAAACUUUCCUAUAUAAAACUUAAAAAAAAUAAAGUUGAUAACCAAAUACAUGAUUGUAUGGACAUUGUAUAACAUUGUCUUCCUUUGUGAGCUGCCCCUACCCAAUUCAUACGUCUAGAUAUUACCCCAUAGUACUUUCUAUUUCCAGCCCACAUCUGUUUCCAAUUAUCCCAUAUAUAACAGGUCAAUCUAUGACUUCAUAUUGGAGAUAUGUAGGUUUAUAUUUAAGGAGUAAAAUGUUUAUUUUUAUCCAUUUGCCAAUACAGUUUUAUGACUUUAUUUCACUAUACUUUAACUAUACUUUACAUUUUUCUAUAUACUACUGUAUCCAAAAAUGGACAGAUAUGGAUUCUCAUUGUUGUUGUCUAGGAAUACAUAUAGGCUCCCAAAAUAUUUUAUUAAGAUUAACUAGAGUACAUCAUUGUUCCAACCUUGGUUUUCCCUACCCAUAUAAGCUAUCAUUUGUACUUUUGAGGCCUUGUAAUGAUAAUGAUAUAAUAGACUAUAUUCCUUCAUUGUAUAGUGUAUAAUAUACAGAUCAAGAUAUGUAUGUAAUAAAAAUUGAAAAGUACUCAAUUGCUUAAGAUUUAACUUCACCCAAAGUGUGCUAAUGUGUGACCAUUUUAAGGGAUUGUCUGAGAUUCCAUUCCUGUCCAUGGGCUGUGUCUGGUAUUGUUGCUGAGUUCCUUUUAUUUACCUUUUUACUUUUUAAAUAUUUUUUAUAAACAUAAAAUCACUUUAGGAAAAAGACAGACUUCGGUUUAUGAAUAUGCCUAUGAAUCCAUUAUUAGCCCAACAUAUUGUACAAUGCUGGACAUGUCUUGAGUUUCAUAGAAAGUCAUCCCUACUUACAUUUUUGAAGAAACUCUCUCACCAACAUUGUAUCCUCUAGUCCAUUACUAAAUGACAUUAUGUAAAUAGAAAUGAAACUUUUUUUUUUAUACCAUUCCCUAUAUUGAGGAGAUUUCACAUGGGACAGCCAAGAACCGUAAAUGGAUUUCUCCUCAAUAAUGGCAUCGGAAAGAAAAAAAAGUGUACAUAAUGUCAAAUAAUAAUAGACAAAAGGAUUGAAACGAUAAUGGGACUGAUUCUUUAAUAUUACAGAUAAUGUUUUCAUGCCAUUCAAUAGUUGUAGCAUCUUUUUCAAUCUUAAAAUAUAAGCCAGCUAAACAGUAGUACUCACUUUCUAUGGAUACUUUGUAUAAUACAAUAUUACUAAUUUACAUGCCUGGUACUUGCACCAGCCACAUGACUAUAGUAGCAGAUGGGGAUCUUUUCGAUGGAUUCAUAGCACUAAAGCAUUGUAUACCGCAGACCUCACUUCCUUUGUGUUUGAAGGGUUUCUAAAAACAUUCAUUUACAGUAGUUUGGUAAAUGUGGUGCUCCAGUUGUUGUAAACCUACACUCUAAGCCUUUUAAAGGGGUACUCCACUGCCCCAGCGUUCGGAACAUUUAGUUCCGAAAGCUGGGCGCGGACUGC